Molecule: messenger RNA, 651 nt
Organism: Paramuricea clavata
Lineage: Eukaryota; Metazoa; Cnidaria; Anthozoa; Malacalcyonacea; Plexauridae
Source: the annotation of a GenBank genome assembly
AUGGCUAAUCACGCAAUUCAACGCGAAAGACAUCCGACCCCAACUGUGGAUGAUUUAAUUCACAAAUUAAACGGCGCCACCAUAUUUACAAAGCUUGAUCUUCGCUCGGGAUACCACCAGUUAUCUCUCGCUGAGGAAAGUCGACACAUAACCACAUUUGUAACACACAAAGGACUCUACCGCUAUAAGAAGUUGAAUUUUGGCACCAAUUCGGCAAGUGAAAUCUUCCAACAUGUAAUUAGCGAACAAAUCCGUGACAUUCCGAAUGCCAUCAACAUUAGUGAUGACAUAAUUAUCUUUGGCAUAACCCAAGCUGAGCAUGACAAAGCUCUUCAUAAAAUUUUUGAGCGGUUUUCACUCAUUGGAUUAACCUUCAACAAAGACAAAUGUGAGUUCAGUCAAUCGCAGCUCACAUUUUUUGGUUUUGUCUUCUCAGGUGAUGGCAUUUCACCGGAUCCAGCGAAGGUUUCAGCAAUUCACAACUGCCCACCUCCAAAUUCAAUUAAAGCUGUUCGGAGUUUCCUCGGGAUGGUGACAUAUUGUGCGAAAUUUAUCCCUAAUUUCAGUGAUCUCACAGAGCCUUUGCGAGAAUUAACGAGAAAAAAUGUGCCUUUUUGCUGGACAUCUAGGCAUGCUAAAUCCUUCAACGCA